Messenger RNA from Hemisphaericaspora subhashii, 3855 nucleotides. It is a transcript of the gene PHO81, whose product is annotated as Pho81p. Gene Ontology annotation, molecular function: protein binding; phosphoric diester hydrolase activity. Gene Ontology annotation, biological process: lipid metabolic process. NCBI's taxonomy places the organism in Eukaryota, Fungi, Ascomycota, Pichiomycetes, Serinales, Debaryomycetaceae. The record is from RefSeq and is a predicted model, not a curated record. The transcript has a single exon. Bases 1 to 3855 code for a protein of 1284 amino acids.
AUGAAGUUUGGAAAGUAUCUUGCUAGUAGACAGUUAGAGUUACCAGAAUAUUCUGGUCAUUUUAUUGAUUAUAAAGCUUUAAAAAAAUUAAUCAAACAAUUAGCAAUACCUUCAACUGCUUCAACCACUACUACUACAACUACAACAGGUUCACCACCUAUAAUAACUACAACUACUGCUUCUUCACAACAAGAAAUACAACAAACACUUAAAGAAAAUAGAGCUCAGUUCUUCUUUAGAGUAGAACGUGAAUUAGAUAAAGUUAAUUCAUUUUAUCUUGAAAAACAAGCAAAUUUAGCCAUUAAUCUUGAUUUAUUAUUAAUGAAGAAACAUGAAUUAUUUGCUAAAUCAAAUGAAUAUAUCCAUCAACAUGGUAAUACUUCCACUAAUAAUAAUAAUAUCAAUGCUAAUUUUAAAAAUUCAAUUUCAUUUCUUAAUUUAUAUCAAAAUUUCAAAAAGAUUCAUCAAGAUUUAAUUAGAUUACAACAAUUUAUUGAAUUAAAUGAAACUGGGUUUUCAAAAGUUGUUAAAAAAUGGGAUAAAAGAUCUAAAUCAAGAACAAAAGAAUUGUUUAUACAAACCGCUGUUAGUGUCCAACCAGUAUUCCAUAAGAAUGAAAUUAAUGAAUUAAGUGAUUUGGUUACUCAAUCAUUAUUUGAUAUAGAAUCGAUUAUGGAAGGUGAUUAUACUUCCCUUCAAGCUUUAAAUGGAACUUCUGUUCCAACUUCAACCAGUGGUGGACAACCACAAAUAUUGAAUUCAUUAUCUAGAGAUAAUCUGACUACAAAUAUAAGCUCAGGUCUAGCAAAUACUGAUUUAUCAAAUCCACAAUUCACCACGUUUUCAAGAAGUUCUUCAAUUGUUAAUAUACAAAAUAAUGAAGUAGAUGAACUUUAUACUAGUUUUGUUAAUGUUGCCACAAUUAAAGAUCCUGAUUUAUCUUUACUUGCACAAUGGAUAGAUAAAGUGAAAAGCUCAUCCAAGGGUUCUUCUGGAAGUGCUAAAUCUACCGCGGAAUCAGGUUCAAAAUUUAAUUCCCUUGCCAGAUAUAAAAUCACCAAAAUUUUAUUAUUAUCAGUUGGUAAUUUGAAAAUAUCCGAUAGUUUCCUUGAAUCAUUUCUUCAUUUAAUUGAUUGUGACGUGGACUUCACGUUUAUAAAUGAUGAUUUCAAUAAUAAUAAAAACAUCCUUCAUGAAUGUUGUUCCAUCCCUCCUGCUUCUACUCAUGAAAGUCAUGUUAUAAUAAAUAAUGGAGUUAAAGUUCUCAACUCAAUUGAUUCCGUUAAUCAUUCAAGGACAUUCAUCGUUAACUACAUAUUUGAAAAACUAACUGAAGCUGAAAGAAUCAGUUUAUUAACUGGUAAAGAUUUUGCCGGAAGAACUUGUUUACAUUAUGCAUCUCAAAAUAAUAGAAGCGAUUUACUUGAUAUAAUACUACCAUUUUUCCCUAAAGAACAUAUAGAUAUCAUGGACAAUGAUUCAAUGACAGCUUUAUUAUUAACUAUCAAACAUGGACAUUUCAAUAUCAUGAAAAAAUUACUUCAAUAUGGAGCAAAUGGAUUCCCCCAAGCAGAUAAAGGUAAAUUACAAUAUCUUCCAAUAAAUUACGCAUGUAGAUUUGGAGAUUAUAAAACAGUAGAAUAUUUAUUAUCAUAUGAUAAAUCAGGAGAAAUUAAAAAAGUCAUGAAUCAACAAGAUGUAGAAGGAUUAUUACCAUUACAUGUAGUUUCAAGAUCGGGACAUUAUAAAUUAAUCAAAUUAUUAAUUCAAUAUGGAGCUGAUGUUAAUAAAUUGGAUGGAUUUAAUAAAUGGACUCCAAUUUUCUAUGCUGCUUCUGAAGGACAUGUUAAGACAACUCAGGAAUUGGUUAAAUUGGGAGCGAAAUUAAAUGUGAUUGAUGAAGAUGGAUAUAAUGUAUUAUAUUAUUGUGUUGUGGAGGGACAUAUUGAUGUUGUGAAUGAAUUAUUGAGUUAUUAUACCACAAUUGAGAAUGUUGAAGGUAUUUGUUGUGGAUUAACUACAAAUAAUAAAAUUGCUAAUUUGAAUGAAAUGGUGUCGGUGGAUUCUGGUGAUAAAGUUAUUCAUGAUACGAUUUUAAAUGAUGAUGAUUCUGAAGAUAGUGGGUCUAUUGAAAAGAAUGUGGAUAGUAUUCCUGAUUUACAAUUACCACCUCCAAUAUUACCAUUGAGACGUUAUGGACAUAAUUUCUUGGAACAGAAAGUAUUGAUUGAAUUGAUGUUCCCAGCUGAUAGUUCAUUUAUAAAUUUGUUUAAUUCAACUACUGAUUUAAAACCAGGUAGAAUUACACUUACUUCCAAUAUUUCCGAUAUUAUCCCCAGAAAUAUCUUAUUACCAAUUGGUGAUGAAACUAAAGCCAAUAAUAAUACUGUUUUCCAAACUGAUAUUGAUACCUUACAUGAAUUUAGAAUUGAUUUUGAAAUUUUCCCUAAAUUCGGGACAAGAUUAAUUGCGAAAACUACCGCAUUAUCAUUCUCAGAACUUGAUACAUCAUCACCUGAAUUAAGUACUAUUCAAUUACCGUUAUUUGAUUUAAGAUUAAGAAAUAUUGGAGAAAUUAAAUUUAAUUAUCAAAUAAUUUUCCCAUUUUCAGGUACAUUAUUAGAAACUUCAAAAUUUGAUACAUAUUGGAAAUCUUCAACUAGUUUUGUCAAAAAUAGACAAACUUUGAAAUUGAAUGCCGCUGGUGGAUUAUCUCCAAAUAAUUUCUUGUCGCCCGGGAAUUUAAACUCCAAUGUCAAUGCACCUGCAACUACUGCCGCUGCGGUAGCUCAUCCUGCUCCAUCUGAACUCAUGGCCUCGUCAUCUAUAGUUACCGCCACUUCACUUUCUGGAGAAUAUUUACGAGUAAAGAUUUGUUUAUUGAAUGAUGGUACUCCAGUAGUAUGUCCCCAUUGGUCGAUUCCAUUAACGGAAAAGAUUGAUUUAUAUUUACCUAAUUUAUCAUUAGAACAAUUAACUUCCAUAACUGAUGAUUUAUUCGAUUAUAGUAAAGUGAUUCAUGAUUUAGCAAGGAUGAGUAUUAAAGAUAUUGGAUCUAUUAAGAAAUUAUUAAGGAUUGUUUAUUUACCUUUGGAUAUAUUCCUUGAUAUUUUACAUGUGGGGAUUAAUUUGAAUUUAGAAUUAGUUUUCCCUUCAUUGUAUGAAUUAAGGAUGUUGCCUUUUAUUGGUAAUAUUCAGGCUAAUUUGAAUAAUUUUAUUGAUUUUACAUUGAAUGAUGUUUUUAAUCAUAUAAGAACUUCAAAAAUGGAUACUUGUACUCCUGGAAGAUCAAUUAUAUUCCUAUCAUCAAAUUCAUUAAUUUGUAAAAUCUUAAAUUGGAAACAACCAAAUUUCCCUGUGUUUUUACUUAUGAAUGGUAUAACUUAUAAUUCCAAACAAGGGAAAUUCGAAUCACGAACCACUAAUGGAUUAUUAAUUGAUGAUCUCAAGAAAUGGAAAUCUCCAGGUCAUGAAUCAAUAAUUAGGACCACUACACCCACCGCCUCCACUACCACCACUACCAGUGAACAUCAUGAAGAUCAAGAAUCAAUUCAGAUCUCUCGAAUGGCAGAUCAAUAUCAAGAAUUCGCAACCCGUUCCAUCAAAGAAGCAGUCAAUUUCACAAUCAAUAAUAAUUUAAUCGGAUUAGUCACUUCAAUUCAUUUAUUAAACCUAGUUCCUAAACUCAUUCCCUUGAUUCGAUCAAGAGGAUUGGUUUUGGUUGCAAGUAGUGAUGUCACCGAUGAUGAGAAUGAAGAAUGUAUUCAAAAAGAAUUGGAUUCUUAUACGAAGACUGAAAUUAAUGGAUUGAGGUUUAAUGAUGUUUUGAGUUUUAAAGAGGAUAUAUCGGUAUAG